Trametes versicolor FP-101664 SS1 is the source of this 1235-nucleotide messenger RNA. Its product is annotated as acetyl xylan esterase. Gene Ontology annotation, molecular function: hydrolase activity; cellulose binding. Gene Ontology annotation, cellular component: extracellular region. The record is from RefSeq and is a predicted model, not a curated record. Gene Ontology annotation, biological process: carbohydrate metabolic process. NCBI's taxonomy places the organism in Eukaryota, Fungi, Basidiomycota, Agaricomycetes, Polyporales, Polyporaceae. The coding region runs from base 29 to 1141 and encodes 370 amino acids. The transcript is spliced from 5 exons.
CUUUCGACGAAGCCCGAGCGGAGCCGACAUGUUGUCGUUCAAGACUGUCUUCAGCUUCGCGGCGCUCCUCCCGUUCGCCCACCUCGUCGCGGCCCAAUCCGCCGUCUGGGGGCAGUGCGGCGGCAUUGGAUGGACCGGCGCGACCACUUGCGUGUCUGGAUCGGCCUGCAUCAAGCAGAACGACUACUACUCACAGUGCCAGCCCAGCGCCGCAUCUCCCCCGGUCACCACCGUCACGCCCACCUUGCCCCCGAGCUCGCCGACUUCGACGACUCCGACGGGCAGCGCGCCAUCCGGCCUUUCGACUAUCCCCGCGUCGCAGCUGUUCAAGAUCUCGAACUUUGGGCCGAACCCGAACAACGUCGCGGUGUACGUCUACAAGCCCGCGCGCGUCCAGUCAAAGCCGCCCCUGAUCGUCGCGAGCCACUUCUGCACGGGAACCGCCCAGGCGUACUUCUCCGGCUCCAAGUUCGCACAGCUCGCCGAGACGUACGGCUACGUCGUGCUCUUCCCGUCCUCUCCGCACUCGGGCACCUGCUGGGACGUAUCCUCGGAUGCGACGCUCACGCACGACGGCGGGAGCGACUCACUGGGCAUCGCCUCCGCCGCGCGCUACGCGCUCGCGAACUGGGGCGUCGACCCCGCGCGCGUCUUCGCCGUCGGCACGUCCUCGGGCGCGAUGAUGACGAACGUGCUCGCGGGCGCGUACCCGGAUGUCUUUAAGGGCGGGGUGGUCGACUCUGGGGUGCCGUUUGGGUGCUUCGCGCUGCCGGGGCAGGCGCAGGAUAGCUGGAACGCGCAGUGUGCGCAGGGGCAGCUUGUGCUCACGGGCGCGCAAUGGGCGCAGCGGGUCUUGAACGCGUACCCUGGAUACACUGGGGCGCGCCCGAAGAUGCAGGUCUGGCACGGAACCGCCGACACGACGCUGUACCCGCAGAACUUCUUCGAGACCGUGAAGCAGUGGACGACCGUGUUCGGGUAUCCGAGCACGCCGCUGUCGAACGUGAGCGAGUCGUACCUGCCGCGCGGGUACUCGAACGCGACGUACGGGCCGAACUUCCAGGCGAUCCUCGCGCAGGGCGUCGGCCACACGGUGCCGCUGUACGAGCAGCAGUAUCUGCAGUUCCUCGGGAUCGCGUAAAGGCGCGACAGGGCGGGAGACUCUAGGAAAUGCAGGUUUGUGGAGGCUUGUCGUUUGGUCGUAUGAACAAAUCAAGGCGAAUUUGGGUCUGAAC